Molecule: messenger RNA, 3518 nt
Organism: Dromaius novaehollandiae (emu)
Lineage: Eukaryota; Metazoa; Chordata; Aves; Casuariiformes; Dromaiidae
Gene: NEK6
Product: NIMA related kinase 6
Exons: 10
Coding region: 456-1403 (315 amino acids)
Biological process (GO): chromosome segregation; peptidyl-serine phosphorylation; regulation of mitotic metaphase/anaphase transition
Cellular component (GO): cytosol
Molecular function (GO): ATP binding; protein serine/threonine kinase activity
Source: RefSeq, a predicted model, not a curated record
GCAGGCCGCGGGCCGGCGCGCCGGGGGGCGGGCGCUGCUCGCCCUGGUUUCCACGGGCUCGUUUUGCUUUUGCUGUGACUCAUCUCGGGACAUGGAAAAACCCGCAAGCUAAAACGGAAGUAGAAUCGGCGCAGGUAAAGGCGCUGCCCGCCGCCGGGGUCGGCGCUCGGCGGCCCAGCUCGCUCGGGGCGCACUUAGCCACUUUUCCGCCGCGGCCUCAGCCCAGCGCGGCCGCGCAGGCUCCCGGGGCCGCGGAGGCCCAGGGCCGCGGGCGGCGGCAGCAGCGGCGGCGGCGGCGGCAGCGCCCGGCGCCGCCCCGGGGCCGUCCCGCGGCGCGCUCCCGAGCCGCCCGGCCUGCGUGGCAGCCGCGAGCGCGCGUGCCCGCGCGCGCCCCCGCCCCCCAGCCCCAGGACGGCCGGGCCGCAGAGCUGUAAGGCAGAGUCUGGUAUGUUACCAUGGAAGGGCAACAUAACCACCCACAUCAUCUAGGGGACCAGAACAACCCUCUGUGCAAGCUGCCAGGACAAGAGUAUCAGCAUGAUCCUCAGCAGAGACAUUUAACGUCGUACCCGUAUCGCUGCACGCUGGCAGAUUUUCAGAUAGAGAAAAAGAUUGGACGAGGGCAGUUCAGCGAAGUUUACAAAGCAACUUGUCUUCUGGACAGAAAACCUGUGGCAUUAAAGAAAGUUCAGAUUUUUGAAAUGAUGGAUGCCAAGGCUAGACAAGAUUGCAUUAAAGAAAUUGACCUCCUGAAGCAACUGAACCACCCCAAUAUAAUUAAGUAUUUGGAUUCUUUUAUCGAAGACAAUGAGCUCAACAUUGUCCUGGAACUGGCAGAUGCUGGUGAUCUCUCUCAGAUGAUAAAGUAUUUUAAAAAGCAGAAACGGUUAAUCCCGGAAAGGACGGUGUGGAAAUAUUUUGUGCAGUUAUGCAGUGCGGUUGAACACAUGCACUCCCGCAGGGUGAUGCACAGAGACAUAAAACCAGCCAAUGUGUUUAUAACAGCCACAGGGGUGGUGAAGCUGGGAGAUCUUGGAUUAGGCCGUUUUUUUAGUUCUAAAACCACUGCAGCACAUUCCUUAGUGGGAACUCCAUACUAUAUGUCCCCAGAAAGAAUACAUGAGAAUGGCUAUAACUUUAAAUCCGAUAUCUGGUCUUUGGGCUGUUUAUUGUAUGAGAUGGCAGCUCUUCAGAGUCCUUUCUAUGGAGAUAAAAUGAACCUGUUUUCUCUUUGCCAAAAAAUAGAGCAAUGUGACUACCCACCUCUUCCAGCUGAGCAUUAUUCUGAAAAGCUACGGGAACUGGUCAGCAUGUGCAUAUACCCUGAUCCAGAUCAAAGACCUGACAUUGGUUACGUGCACCAAAUAGCAAAACAAAUGCAUGUUUGGACCUCCAGCACUUGAACCACCCGCAAACACUCUCAAAAAGCCAGCGCAGCUUAGUCUUACUUGAAUUUUUUUUUCUCAGAUGAAACCGACUGGUGCCUAGUCACCCAAGUGAGAGGGUUGAGCACUCGUAGCAGGAUGCUCCAUUAUUUCUGCAGGUUAUUUGACAAGGACUCUUACAAGGUGGUCAUGCUUUAAAGUGAAGAUUCUGUGAGGUAUUGCAAGUGAUUUUUUUUUUUUUUUUUUUUAAGCCAAUAACACGUUACAGAUGUAGAUCAUUUAAGGGUCCUUUCCUAAAGCUGUUGUGUGUAAUUUAGGAUAGAUUAUAUUAACAAGGGUGUCUCAGAGCAUUUGACACACCCCUUCUAUCUUAACUGUAAUGUGAAAUAUUGAAAUAAUUCCUUCAGUGAAAUCACUUUAUACUAAUGUAAGAAAUUGCCAUAGAUUUUUGUGUAAUUUGUAUAACUGCUACUUUGCCUCUUCUGCAAAUGGUUAAUAGCAAAUUCAGUUUUUACUUCAUAUCAUCCUUUAAAGCAUCUGGUUAUGUGUUUUUAUUAAUUAAUUCCCUCCUCUUCAAAUUUAGGCACUGGGAAGGGUGUUGGGGCAAAGGAAACAUAUUUGUUUCAAGAUUUCUUUCUUUUCUUUCUUUUUUUUUUUAAACUGAAAAUGUAGAGUGAAUAAUUUGCUGAUGCAUUUAUCUGUUAAUUUGACUAUGGCCAAUAAGAUAAGUUAAGCAUAUACCUGGAAAAAAAACCCAAACAAACAAGCAUUGCUUCUGCAGGUAACUUCUCUUUAAACUUAUUUUCCCAUUUGGUAUGACUCUUUUUUUUUUUUUUUUUUUUUUUUUUUUUUUUUUUUUUUUUUUUUUUUUUUUUUAGGCUAAAAGUUCUUAUUAAAAAAAAAAAACAGUGUUACUCUAAGCCAACUGUAUUUUGGGGAAGAUACUUUUAUCAAAUUCAGUGGUACUUUAGGUACUGAUAGGUAAAAUAUAAGCAAAGCAGUGUUUUAAACUUUUUGACACAUUUAAAAAAGAAAUAAGUAAAAUGCUUUGUGUAUCUAAUUCUACAUAAGGAUCAGCCCCUAUCUAUUUAACUGUGAAAGCUAAUUUAUAGAAUGUGAAUUUUUAUAAAAGCGCAACCUGAUUUGAAGGAGUCAUCUUCUUUAACGACAUGAAAAUUUUCAACCAACAAAUCCAUUCAUUGAAUCAAUGAUUUGUUUCAUUACUGUCAAUGAAAAAUAUUCACUGCUUUAGAAACAAAACCUGGAUUCACGUUCAAGUGUUUCCAUUUCAUUUGCCUGUUCGGCCGAACAGUGCUGCACUUACGUAAUGCUCUUGAGGACAACAUCCGGGGGAAAUAAGCCUGGACAGUUACAGUGCUGCUUCCACGCGUGACAGUGGCUAAUGCCGAAAAGUAGGUUUGUGUGUGACAGUUAAAAUGCAGCCUGUGCCUGUUUUUUCUUAAGAAAAGCAUACAAUCCUUAAUUUUUUGGAAAUACGAUUAGGGUUAGCGGGUUAAAUACGUAUAUAUGCUUUUAGUGGAUUUUUUUUUAACCUAAUUGUCUCUACUUAAAGGAAAACUGCAGUGCCAUCUUCAACUACUUUUAAUCAAAUUUUAAAAUAUUUAUAUAAGGUAACAAAGUGAAGCUAUUAAUUGCUGUGAAUAAGGUUGGUAUCAUUAAUGCAAGGUGCCAUUUUGGUGAGUCUUCUCAGUGGAAAGUUGAGCCUGCUGCGCUCUCAUGAGAGAUUCGGGAAAUUCAAAUCAGCAUAAUGUAGGAGAGGCACCAAAUUGCUUCCAACAGUCCCAUGCUAACAUGUUUAAUUUAUGGUCAGCUUCUUCAGCAGUUCUUAGAGUUAAGACCAAAGAUUGUUGUUUUUACACUGCAGGUUUCCUUUAAGCCAUGGUGGCAGCUACACAGCCAUAGGGCUGGUUGUGCUGCGCCUCCGUUGGUGUAACAUAGCGUAGGAUCUUUGGCUUUCAGGGAAGCUCAACUUACUUGACUAUCUUGAGAAGUCUGGUCACUUUCUUGCUACAUAAAAUUUAUUAGUGCUUAUAAGUAAAUGUAUUUCAAAAGGUAAUUUUUUUUUGCAAUUGUGCAUUUUUAGAUAAAUAAAACAAUGAUUUACAAAAUAAA